AUGUUAAUACCCAGAGUACAAUCAGUGCGAAAGCUGUGUUCCAAUAUCAGCUCAAGUUUUUAUGUUACAACUCCCAUAUUUUAUGUUAAUGCUGCUCCCCAUAUUGGACAUUUAUAUUCUGCCGUUAUUGCGGAUACGAUAUGUCGCUACCAAAAACUUCUAACCAAGCCAGGAGCCACAGUACGUCUGUGCACCGGCACCGAUGAACAUGGAACGAAAGUACAACAAGCAGCUGCCUCACACAAGAUACCCGUUGCAGAUUAUUGUCAAGAUAUAUCAGCCCGGUAUCGUAAUGUAUUCCAACAGGCCGCCAUACAAAAUGAUGAUUUUAUUAGAACCACUGAAGAUCGUCAUAAAAAAGCGGUCUCAAAUUUUUGGAACACCCUAAGUUCCAAAGGUCACAUCUAUUCGGCAAAUUAUCAAGGAUGGUAUUGUGUAUCGGAUGAAACAUUCCUUACCGAUUCUCAGCUACGUGUUGAUGAGGCAACUGGGGAACGAUUUUCAUUGGAAUCGGGUCAUCCGGCCGAAUGGACUGAAGAAAAGAACUACAUGUUCCGUUUGUCAAGUUUACAAUCGGAUGUUAUUUAUUGGUUAAAACAAGGAGGCCGUGUAAAACCUAUAAAAUUUGAAAAAAUUCUAUUCGAUAUGUUGUCAGAACCAUUGCCAGAUGUUUCGGUAUCACGUCCAGCUGAACGUGUUAAAUGGGCCAUCCCCGUACCCGAUGAUGCUACACAAUCGAUUUAUGUGUGGCUGGAUGCUUUAGUGAAUUAUUUAACAUCGGCUGGAUAUCCUGACCCUAAGUUCCAAUCCAGCUGGCCACCAACGGUACAAGUUAUUGGAAAAGAUAUUUUAAAAUUCCAUGGUAUAUAUUGGCCAGCAUUUUUAAUAGCUGCAGGUCUCGAACCACCACGUGAACUAUUUGUUCACUCACAUUGGACUGUUGACGGUCAAAAAAUGUCGAAAAGUAAACAUAAUGUUGUUGAUCCAUUGGAAGCAUCUGAAACAUAUACCAUGGAAGGUUUACGAUAUUUUCUAUUGCGUGAAGGUGUUCCGCACAGUGAUGGCA
Musca vetustissima is the source of this 1066-nucleotide messenger RNA. Its product is annotated as methionine--tRNA ligase, mitochondrial-like. The annotation marks the transcript as partial. Gene Ontology annotation, biological process: methionyl-tRNA aminoacylation. Gene Ontology annotation, molecular function: ATP binding; methionine-tRNA ligase activity. The record is from RefSeq and is a predicted model, not a curated record. The transcript has 4 exons. Lineage: Eukaryota; Metazoa; Arthropoda; Insecta; Diptera; Muscidae.